Messenger RNA from Octopus bimaculoides (California two-spot octopus), 2163 nucleotides. Its product is annotated as caspase-7. Gene Ontology annotation, biological process: proteolysis. Lineage: Eukaryota; Metazoa; Mollusca; Cephalopoda; Octopoda; Octopodidae. The record is from RefSeq and is a predicted model, not a curated record. Gene Ontology annotation, molecular function: cysteine-type endopeptidase activity.
AUGCAUUUGUGUGAUUCUGUGUGUAUUUGUGUGUGUGUAACAUUGUGCGUGUGCCCCAGCGUGUUCUGUUUUAUGUAUUUCUAGUCACACACACACACACACGCAUACAUACAAACACACAUACAUACACGCAUACAUACACACAAACAUACAUACGCACGCACACACACACACAGCCAUUAUCGCCCAUAUACACCUAAAUACAUUCAUACAUUGUGCAAGUGAGGGUUUCACUAUUCAACUCAUCGACAAGAGAGUGCGUGUGUGUGUGUGUGUGUGUGUGUGUGUGUGUGUGCGUGUGUGUGUGCAUAUGUGUGUGUGUGUGUGUGUGUGUGAUUGAUUGCGCACGCACUCUACGGUGUAGUUCACUUUUCCCCUCCUUCACCGAUUUCUAAGCAAAUGUCGCCUUCAACAUGAACUAAAUGAAAAUAAAGAAAUAAAAAUUUCGUUACGGAAAUUGCCGAAGAUUUAAACCAUCAACGAAACAUUGCCGAAAUUUUGAAAGCCAAAUAAGGGAAGAAUGACUUUUUAUUGAUAUUGAACACCGCGCAUCUGAACGUUUAACCCUCUUACCUAUGAGUUCAGCCUUCAGAUAUCUUUUCCUGUAACCCUUUAAGGUGUGGGAUCCUUAAAUAGAAACGCAGAUUCUUAGGGUGAGAAUUUCUGAUGCAUGUGCAUAUUUUGAGUUGGAAGCCAGGAGUUGGAUUUCGUUAACGCAUGCGCAUUGAUAGCAAUCUGAGAGGACAGAAAUAAUAUAUUAUACACGGAACUAGCUUCAGUUCAUCACAUUGUUACAUUGACUACUAUGGACGCUGGAAGUGCAAACGUUAGACCAGGCGUUCAGCCUCCUUCACCAUUUGAUCUCAGUGAAUAUUCCGCCAAUUAUGAUAUGGAUGCUAAAAAGGAACGUGUAGCCUACAUCUUCAACAACAAAAAGUUCAUAAAGCUUGGAAAUCGUGAAAGCUCAUCAAAAGACACAAGAGAUUUUAAAGCGGCAUUAAUAGAACUUGGAUUUUCUGAAGGGGAUAUCACAGUUAAGCAAGAUAAUACAGCCGACGAAAUGCUCAAUGCUUUCAAAGGGUUUAAAGAUAAACGUUAUAUCAAUAUUGGUUGCUUUAUUUGUGCAAUUAUGAGCCAUGGUGGUGAAAACGAGAUGAUAUCUGGAUCGGACGAACAGGAGGUUGGGCUACAUGAAUUGCUUUCUUACCUGACACCCGAGAAGUGUCCAUCUUUAAGCGGAGUACCUAAAUUAAUUUUUGUUCAAGCAUGUCGUGGAAAAAAGAAAGAUGAAGGAGUCCACGUACCUGAUGGACUUGAAACAGAAGUUAAUGAAACGUUAAUCAAUAUUCCAAUUAUGCCAGAUCUGUUGGUUUUUCAUUCAUCGUAUAAUGAACAUACGUCAUACAGGCAUUCAAAACAGGGUUCGAAAUAUAUGCAAGCUUUAAGUAAGUUUUUGAUUGAAUAUGGCACUAAAUAUGAAAUCUUGACACUUUUAACCGCUGUCUCUAACUAUGUUGCUUCUUCUGAAUUCGACACUGAAGACAAAAAGGGCAUGAAACAAAUGCCUCAGAUUAUGUCGACAUUGCUCAAACAACUAAAGUUUGAACCGAGGAGCAAAAAAGAAGAAGAAAAAGAAGAAAAAAAAAAGAAGAAUCUAAUCUGUCUUUUAUUCUCGAGCGGUGUGCUAAUGAGUAUUUUGCUUAAACUUGCGGUACUGAGAUGGGCUUGAUACAAUGAAUUAAAAACAACGUUUAAACCUUUUGCUUAUGAAUUCAGACAUCAGAUGUUUUUUUGAAAAAACAAUUAGUUUGUGGUUACAACCAAACACCGCCAAACUUGAUUUGGUUUCAGAAAUAUCAUCUAAUAAGAUGUUUCACUAACGCUAUUUCCUACCAUAAAUUUUACUAAUGACACCAUUGCUUUCUAGGAACAUUUUAAAUUUCAAAAUAACUCUUCCCUCUGGAAAUUGAACAAACAUUCUUUUAUAUACGAUUAAAUAUGAACAACAUUAAUAUGCAGGCUAUUUUAUUCAUGUGCUUUCAUAUAUCGCUGGAUUCGUUAAAGUUUCUGCCAAAGAGAAAUUGUUUUUCUUUCUUUCUCACGGCGUUAUUCUAUCUCAGCAGCAUUGCUUAAUGCUUUUCCAAUUCUUCUGCUAAUUUUUAA